GAGUGUGCUGACGAAUUACAAAUAAAUUUAAACGCUCGCCGUAAGUCUUAACCUGGUUAACGGGAUUGUAAUGACAGCUUCCAUGUUUGCAGGACAAACCCUUGUUGUGUUCUAUGAUGCUUCCUCAACCUUGUGAACAGACGAUUCGCCUCUGAGAAACACUCUGCAAACCUAUCAAAGGGAUAUCUCUCCGCAGUGAGAAAACAUUUUAAAACUAAAAUGAAAACGUAAUUAUUUCGGACAGGCUUCAUCGAAUCCUUGAUUCACAAUAUACUGCAAUCCCUGUGUACAUUGCGACGAUCCCUCAGAGGAUGCCUCCCGUCUAAAUGGAUAAUAAUGAUUGGGAAGGGAAACGGAGAUGAAUGAAUCAAGAGUAACGCUAACGAUUGCACCCUCAGGGCAAAUAGGUCCUUUUUUCAUAAGACUGAGUUUUUGAUCUGAAACUCCAACACAUUUACUGCAAAUUGAUUUUCUUCUCAGAUUGCCUCACGACCUGGGCUGGCCGACAAUUUCCUGAAUGGAGGGGUUGAGCACGAAAAGAGGUUGGAAUCAAGUUACAUGUCAAUCAAACGGGUUUUCGGUGCUUUGAUCCAAUCGGAGGCAGACCAGCCAAGAUUAACUACAAUUCCCAUCAUUCCUGAAGGUGGGCUCAAGUGAUACGUCAAUCAAGAAUGGAACAGUCCAAUUAGGUGCCAAGUUCCAGUCUGGACUUCCGGUUGGUGAGACUUAGACCGUUAGCGCAAAUUUUCUCAGUGCGAGUGAGGCAUGGCACCUGUAUGAGGGACAUCUGGUUGGACAGCUCUUAUCAUAAAUGCCUUGCUUGAAAAUGUUUUUAAAUGUAAUUAAAUACAUAUAUUUAUUACAAGGUGAUAAUUCCAUUAUAGCAAUAAUUUAAGUUUUGUUUUCUCGAGAGAAUAAUUUUGAGGACUGGGGAAGAGGCGACGGCAAGGUGUCCAGUUUAUAUAUAAAAAUAAAAUUUGGGAAAUCAAUACAUGAUGAAGAAGUUUAAUUUCCGCAAGGUGUUGGACGGUUUGACAGCGGCGUCUUCGCCGGCUCACCCAGGCAGCGGUGGACUCGGAUCCGGGGCAGGGGGCAGUGGAGGCGGUGUCAGUAGCGGAGGAGGCAGCGGCAGUAGUGGCGGCGGCGGUGGUACCUCGGGAGGAGGGAGAGGUGGAGCUGGGGAUGCGGAAAUACCCGAGACUCUCACGUCGGAUCACUUCCAGAUCUGUAAGACUGUGCGUCAUGGCUUCCCCUGCCAACCGACGGCCUUAGCUUUUGAUCCAGUACAAAAAAUUCUGGCCAUUGGGUGCCGCACAGGAGCUCUACGAAUACUAGGUCGUCCUGGAGUUGACUGCUAUUGCCAACAUGAUAGUGGGGCAGCUGUGCUGCAACUUCAGUUCUUGAUAAAUGAGGGAGCUUUAGUAAGUGCAUGUGCAGAUGACACACUUCACCUGUGGAAUCUUCGUCAAAAGCGCCCAGCGGUUCUUCAUUCACUCAAAUUCAACAGAGAAAGGAUUACCUGCUGCCAUCUCCCUUUCCAGAGUAAAUGGUUAUAUGUGGGAACAGAGCGAGGAAACAUGUACGUUGUAAAUAUCGAGUCCUUUGUCCUUUCGGGAUAUGUCAUCAUGUGGAAUAAAGCGAUAGAACUGUCUACAAAAACUCACCCUGGCCCUGUUGUUCAUUUAAGUGACAGUCCAAGGGACGAAGGGAAACUGCUCUUGGGGUAUGAAAGCGGAACAGUUGUACUGUGGGACGUCAGGUCAAAGAGGGCAGAUUUUAGAUUUUAUUAUGAUGAGGCUAUCCAUUCUAUCAGCUGGCAUCAUGAAGGGAAGCAAUUCAUGUGCAGCCACUCAGAUGGUAGUUUGACACUUUGGAACUUGAAAAGCCCAAACAAACCUUUUCAGCUAAUAGUACCACAUGGUAAAGUCCAGCGAGAUGGUAAGAAACCUGAGUCUUGCAAACCAAUCCUAAAAGUAGAUCAUAAGACUUGCAGAAAUAGUGAGCCGUUUACUAUUUUUUCUGGAGGACUGUCCUAUGAUAAAGCAUGCAGAAGACCCAGCCUGACCAUUAUGCAUGGCAAAUCUAUUACAGUUCUGGAAAUGGAUUAUCCCAUUGUGGACUUCCUAACUCUCUGUGAAACACCCUAUCCAAAUGAAUUCCAGGACCCUUAUGCUGUGGUUGUACUACUUGAGAAGGAUCUGAUUGUUAUUGAUCUCACACAAAACAAUUUUCCUAUCUUUGAAAACCCGUAUCCAAUGGAUGUGCAUGAAUCUCCAGUGACUUGCUCUGAGUAUUUUGCAGAUUGUCCUCCUGAUUUGAUACCUGCCCUCUAUUCUAUUGGAGCCAAACAACAAAAAAAGCAGGGAUAUAGCACAAAGGAAUGGCCAAUUGCUGGUGGCACAUGGAACUUGGGUGCACAAACAUAUCCUGAGAUAAUCAUAACAGGGCACGCAGAUGGUUCUUUGAAGUUCUGGGAUGCUUCUGCCAUAACUCUACAAGUAUUAUACAGAUUGAAAACCUCCAAAGUGUUUGAAAAACAGAAGGUGAAAGACGGGAAGCAGACUGCAGAGAUUGUUGAAGAGGAUCCCUAUGCAAUACAAAUGAUCAGUUGGUGUCCGGAAAGUCGAAUUUUUUGUGUUGCAGGCAUCUCGGCACAUGUUAUUGUUUAUAGAUUUAGCAAACAUGAAGUUACAGCUGAGAUAAUGGCCCUUGAGCUACGGUUACAGUAUGAAGUUGAAGACAUUGUUACUCCAGAACCUGAACCGGUGCAGCCACUCACUGAUACGUCUUCUCAGCUUUCAUCUUCAAAGAGUCCAGCAUUAUCUGGUAGUGCAAAUGCAUUAGCGCCGGAGGGAGUAAGAGACAGCAUCCCAUGUCUCAAGGUUAAAACUCGUCCUGUCAAAAUGGCUCCUGGAUAUCAGGCUGAUCUCGUCAUCCAGCUGGUAUGGAUUGAUGGGGAACCACCUCAACAGAUCACCAGCCUAGCAGUUAGUUCUGCCUAUGGUCUUGUGACAUUUGGAAACUGCAAUGGUUUGGCGGUUGUGGACUUUAUGCAGAAGACCAUUCUCCUUAGUAUGGGAACCAUUGAGCUUUAUGGUACAAGUGACCCAUUUCAACGCCUUCUCAAAUCUCCUCGUAAGAGCAAACAGCUCACUGCAGGCUUGACUGAACUUGCGGAUAGCCCUGGAUCACUAGAGGUUGAACGCUGCAAAUCACCCACCUCAGUAAAAGGACCAAGAAAGUUAAGUCUGCCGACAGAUCUUAAGACUGAUCUCGGAUCUGUGAAAGGUUCCUGUUUUGAAGGGAGAACAGCUGUUUCAAAGAACUCACUGAAAGCUUUUGAGAAGACUAGAACAAUAUUUGAAGAUCACAUCAAUGGAGUGUGCACGAGCCCUACAUCCCAACCCUGCAACACUGGGAAGCGCCUUUCCGUUGUAGAUUCUUCAAAAUUGAACCGUCGUGGACCAGGACGGCCACCUUUUCGAAAAGUACAGUCUGCUGCCUGCAUGGAAAUCUCAUUGCCUCUCACCCACACAGAAGAAAGUAAAGAAAAUACUUUUAAUCGAUCAAGAAGUUCCAGCGUCUCCAGCAUCGACAAAGAAUCAAAGGAAGCCAUAACAGCUUUAUACUUCAUGGAGUCCUUCAGCCGUAAGAUGGACACUACCCUCUCACCAUGUCUCUGGGUUGGUACCAGUUUGGGUACAGUACUAGUUAUCUCAUUGAACCUUCCUCCAGAGGAGCAAAGAUAUUCAGAGCCACUCAUGGUUUCUCCCAGUGGCACAGUGUUAAUGUUGAAAGGAGCCAUAUUAACAUUUUCCUCUUUGGAUUCUGUGGGUGGUCUAAUACAUCCCCCGUAUGAGGUGUGGAGAGACCCAAACAGUGAAGAUAAAGAUGAUAAAGGACGGAGAAGAAAGCUAGUAAAAUUUUCACCAUCUUCCUCUCAGGAGAUGGCAGACCACCAAUAUGUAGUGCUCUGCUCUGAAAAACAAGCCAAACUCUAUUCACUUCCUUCUCAGUGCUGUUUGUAUGUACACAAUAUCACAGAGACUUCCUUUGUAUUACGAGCAGAUGUCGUAACGAUGUGCAAUAGCAUCUGCCUGGCUUGCUUCUGUGCUAAUGGACAUAUUAUGACCUUAAGCUUGCCAAGCCUUAGGCCAUUGCUGGAUGUAAACUAUCUUCCUUUAACUGAUAUGAGAAUAGCCCGGACUUUCUCCUUUACAAAUGGCGGACAGGCUCUGUAUCUGAGUUCACCCAGUGAAAUACAGCGAAUCACCUACAGCCAAGAGAUGUGUGAAAAUCUUCAGGAAAUGCUUGGAGACUUGUUUACUCCUAUUGAAACUCCAGAGGCCCAGAACAGAGGGUUUUUAAAGGGGUUGUUUGGAGGAAGUGGACAAACAUUUGAUAGAGAGGAGUUAUUUGGAGAGGCUUCAGCAGGUAAGGCAUCUCGAACUCUUGCCCAGCACAUCCCUGGACCUGGUGGACUUGAAGGGGUUAAGGGUGCUGCAUCUGGAGUUGUUGGCGAUCUAGCCCGUGCUCGUAUUGCUUUGGAUGAACGUGGACAGAGAUUAGGGGAAUUGGAAGAGCGAACUGCUGCUAUGAUGGCAAGUGCAGAGACUUUCUCCAAACACGCACAUGAGUUGAUGCUCAAAUGCAGAGAUAAGAAGUGGUAUCAGUUUUGAAGACUACAAGAACUGUUAACUAUGCGUUAAUUCAAUAAUGCCAUUCAGGGAAAUGGAUGUUGUCUCCUUCUAUUGGUUGCCAGAAAGGAAAUGGCUUUUCUCCUCCAAAACUCCUAUUCUCAAAAACGAUAUGAAAAAUAACAUGAAUCCUUCUGUUUCCACAAAUGAAAGAACAAAAGCUGAAUAUGAGGUCUCAGUCCAUUGAGACUAGGAUUUUAUCCCUGAAGCUUAUGUUUCCAUUUCACCCAAAUGCAAUAGACGACUCACAUUUUAUUUAAAAAGAGCUUUUUCCUCACUCAAUAUGGAAAGGCAACCUGGUAGCAACUUGUACAGAUUUGAAUGAUAAUGCUCUUAUAGAAAAAAUACUUUAAUACCUUGCAUGGAAAAAGUAUCAUCCUUAUGAUAAACAAAAGCAUGUUAUUAUUGGAGAUGGGAGGGGAUGGAUUUCAUUUCUAGCUUUGACAGAAUACAAAGAGAAAACAAGAAAAAUAUUUCUAUUUUUAAAUCUGCAUAGCAAAGCCAAAACUGGCAUGUGAACUGCAACAGAGAAUUGACUGUUUGAUGGCCGAAUGAAUGAAUGAUUGGAUGUGCUGUUCAACAAACUGGAAACUGUUGAAUACCAGAUAACCUGGCAGUGAAUCUUCAAAUUUCAUUAAAACUUCCCUUAGCUACAAAUUCUGCUUUGCAUUAGCAUAUUGCUCUGGUAUGAUAAAGAAUAUGCAGCAUGAUUGAUGUUAACUACAAUAGAGCAGAAGGUCAAACCAUUAGAUUUGUUUCUUGAUUACUCUGUUACAGGGUGUAAUGGAUAUUGCUUUGAGAACUUGGGUGAACUGGAGUCUACCUAAUUGUCAGUGUUUUUUCUCUGCAAGCAUUUAUAUGGGAAACGGUCAUUAUCAGGUUGCAGAAGGUUAUGUACUUUGAGGAGUUGGACAAUUUAUGGGACACGAGGCAAACAUUCUAUUGCAUCCCACUCUCCUUCACAACUAACAUAAUCUCAGUUUAUGCCGUGUGGAUUAGUUGGAAGAAAAUAGGAGAAAAAACCUUGAUUAACUUUAAAUUAGAAUCUCUCUAGCAUUAACUUGUGCACAAAUCAAGUAUUAAUCAUAUAUCUCAAAAGAAACUGGCAUUGUUCACUCCAUGGCUCCGUAUACAUAUAAACUUGUACCGAUGACCAAAGCAUAAAGUAAAAUAUGGCCGAUUGUGGAGUGUUUCCAGCAUUUUCUGUUUUAAUCGCUGAUGCAAAGAUGGAAAGAUGCUUGCAUCUCUUUGCUCUCAAGAGCUUUGACUACUUACCAAUACAAACAUCCCACAGUAAAUCUAGUAAGCACAGAUAAAGUAAUAUUUCAUUCAGUGACACAGACGUGGAAUACAUCUGUUUUGCUGUCUCCAAAGUACACAGUUCAACAGAGCUCAUAUCAGAUCUACAAAUAAGAACUGUACAUAGUGCAUUCUCUCCAAUAUCAACAUCACAGUUUUGAUACACUCUUGGCAGUUAAUUACAAUUUACAUUGCCGCCAGAACGCUUUAUAACUGGAAGCACUGACGGAUUACUUGAUGGUUCUUUAUUUCUAACGAUCCAUUUACAAGAUAAAUCCUGUGAAUAUCCCAGUUAAUCUGGGCAACGAUAGCCAGAACUGAAUGACCCAUCACUAUUUAUAUAGAGUGUGAUUGUCAAAAUUAUGUACUCUGUUGUGGACUUCUUGUCUGAUAUGUGGUGAUUUUUGUUUUUUAAAUGUUGGGCAAUCUGUGCCAAUUUCAUUUUAAUCCCCAACAUAAAAGUUAGGGUUUGUAUUUGUGCCUUGUGUUAAAUGUUACAGUGUCUUUACUUGAUCUUUUGUAACACUGGCAUUCACAGAUUUACUUUAGAUAAGACCAUAAGAUUUAGAAGCAGAAUUAGACCAUUGGACCGAUCGAGUCUAUCCACCAUUCCAUCAUGGCUGAUUUAUUAUCCCUCUCAAUCCCUUUCCCCUGCCUUCCCUCUAUAACUUUUGACACCCUGAUUACUCAAGAAGCUAUCAACCUCUGCCUUAAGUAUACCCAAUGAACUGGCCUGCACAGCUAUUUGUGGCAAUGAAUUCCACAGAUUCACCACCAUCUGGCUAAAGAAAUUAUUCCUCAUCUCAGUUCUAAAUGGACGCCCCUCAAUUUGGAGACUGUGCUCUCUUGUCCUAGACUCCCCCACUAUAUGAAACAUGUUCUCCAAAUCCACUCUAUCCAUACCUUUCAGUAUUUGAUAGGUUUCAUUCUUUCAAACUCCAGUGGAUACAAGCCCAGAGCAAUCAAAUGUUUCUCAUAUGUUAACCCUUCCAUUCCUCAGAUUUUUCUUGUGAACCUUCCUCUGAACCAUCUCCAAUGCCAGCACAUCUUUUCUCAGAUAUGCGGCCUAAAACUGCUUAUAAUACUCCAAGUUCGGUCUGACCAAAAAUGUGGUUUCCUCAAAUGUUGAGAAAAUAGUGGUUUACAAUAUUUGCAAUCAUGAAUUACAAUAUUUAACUCUUUAAUUUUAUAGAAUAAUAUGCAGAGAAAUGCUUUUAACUAAUAAUUAUGUAGAAUUAAUUAAGCUAGUUUUUUCCUGCAUGCAGUUCUCACCAGCACACUAACAGAAUGCAAAAAUAUUCCUCAUUAAUAUAUCACCAACAAUCUUGUCUAAAUCAAAUUAUGUAGAAUUAAAUGAAGCAACUUGUUCCCCUCACUCAUUUCUUACCAGGGUAUCAUCAGAAUGCAAAAACUUUCCUCAUUAAUUGCCACUGCACCAAUAAUCUUGCCCAGUUCAAGUUAGAAUUCAUAUAAACAAAUUAAUGUUGGGUUUCACUCCAUUACCAUCAAAGCAUAAUCCAUAAAGCAAUAAUUAUCAAAGAAAGCUUGCCAUAAAAUUCUCUACCCCUUUCUAAGGCAUGAGUUUAUUUCUUUUCCAACAUUUAUUGUUGAUGACAUCCACAAGGUGUGAUGUCAUCAAGUCAUCUCUCACUUGAUUGUAAAUAAGGAAGGGAAAAAAGCACAAUUUUUAAAUACCAAAAUAUUUUACAGAAUAUUAACUGAAAAUUUGAAGAGACAAAGAACUUUGUGUAAACUAGAAGCAGACUUGUCAUAAAAAUACCUUACCUUGAUAAAAGCUUUUAUCUCAAAAUACUAUAUAUGAAAUACUUCAAUGAGAAAAUUGUAAUCCAUAAAUUUAUUUUGUUUUUUUAGGGAAAAAAAGUAAAAAUUAUAGUUUAGUAAGCCAUUAUAAAAUCUCCAGCUAUAUGCAACAGAGCAAUAUGUUUUUAGAUUUCCCAUUGAGAGUAGUCUUCAUAUGUAAUUCUGUCAAUUCAGUUAAUUUCCUUUGAAUACUGUUGAGAAGGCAACAAAACAGCUGAAUGUUUGGAGGACAUCAGAAAUAAUGACAGCAAAUAGUAUUUAUUUGAGUGCCAUUAUAACUCCACAAUUUGGCCUGAGUAUACUUGGGGACAUGUUCAGGACUAUUAGAAUGAGGCAUUAUAAAGUCUACUGAGAGAUUACGUUAAUUAUCUGCAGUCCUAGUCUACUCGGUGCUGCUCCUUAAUCCAGUUUCAAUUAGAACUGCCUUCCAUUUCAUUCCCAUUGCUAUUAAUCACUUUGAGCCAUUAAUAAGAUGUAUAAUUAUUAAUUUCCCUCUUGUACUAUUUUAUUUCUUUCUCAAAUUUCUGACAUCAGCACCUAACCAUGUGGGAAAGUCAAGCUUUACAGGAAUUAUGUGUGUAUAGUGUUUAAAUUAUAGAUGUUCCCAAAAUUCUAGAAUUGGUUAACAAAAUAUAUAUAUUAUGCAUGUUCAAUUUUAUUUUUGUUAGUAUGUGCUAAGUUAAAACAGCAUCUGAAGUUUCUAAAAAAUAUAGCUGUUUCAACUAACAAUCAGGAUUGGGUCUUUCAGUUGAUCACAAAAGGAUUUCACAUUUGAAAUUAUGGACUUGUAUUAGCAUAUUUUUCUGCCUAGGAAAAAUGCAAGGCAUGUUUCAAACUAUGAAAAGGUUUGCACUGUCCUGAGGUUAUUAAGUUCACAUUUUAAUACAGGUGUUGAUUCCUUGACUUGCUAAAUUUUUCUUUAAAGGUCCAUGCCCAUAGUGUAAGUGAACAGUUUUAGCUGAACUGUGGCAUAAUCAUAUUGCCACUUUACAGUGCCCCCAUCAUAUUUUUGUGGACAGUUAACAGCUGCAACUGAUUGAUUUUGCACUCUAAGUAAGAAAUCCCUCAUAGCUAGGUUAACCAAACAAAUUUUUUCUCUUUCAUCUUUUAUUAGAUAUUCGGCAUUGCACAUUUGUAACAUUUACAAGUUACAUCUGGUAUACAAAAGUACCAUUUUUAAAGAUUGAUCAUGAUUAGCAUUAAAAACUGAAUGUAUCCAUACUUUAAUGUGGCUGGGUCCCAAGAAUUGGAACUAAGGUUUGUAUUGUUCUGAUUUAUUUUUUUUAAAAGUUUAACUGGUAAAAUGGUUAAUUAAAUGCAAAUCAUUCUACCAAUAACUAGUCCUAUAUAUUACAUACAUUAUCCUUGUACAAUAAACUGCCAAAUUAAUGUUUACAUUUUCCAUAUGGUAUAUGUUCUCUUCAGUUCAGUGAAAAUGUCCCUUUCUCCAUGAUUAGAAAUACCAGUGCUUGAUCUCUUUAAUUAUGUACAAGUAAAGGACCAUAACCUUCUGAUAUAUACUCAGCUACAUCAUAGAUGUCUUUCAAAUCUGAAUUACUCCUUUGUGCACUAAGUCAUUUGAUUUAGCUACUUUGGGUUUAUGUGGUUAGUUCUAUAAGAUACAUAUUUUUUAAAGACAGGUAUGAAUCGCUCUUUGAUCGUAAUCCUCUUUGCAAGAUUGCACGGCAGGUGCAAUUGUAUCCUGCAGUCUGGCUCAAAUCAAAUGACGUGCUCUGUGAAGAAAUGAAUAAAAUCCAAAUUCAUCUUUGCAGUGUGCUCUCAGACAAUAUCACACUUUUAUGGAAACUUGAAUGCAUUUCAUGGCACUGUAAUGGUCUGUGAAACAAUUAGCCGUAGUAUUUUAAGUGAUAAUCAGCAAGAAAAGCACUUUAUUAUUAAGCCCUUCACUGUAACAUUUUUAUUACGGUUAUGUCUACCAAAGAUAGAAAUAUUUGUUCAGUGGUGGCACAGACUUAUUGAUAUUCUUUCAUGCAUGUGCAAUCUCCAUGGAAGUGAAGUAUGACUUUCUUCUCCCAAGUGAAAGAAUACAAUAGUCACCAUCAUCCAUGAUGUAUAAUGUUUAUUCUCUACAGAUGCAAAGUCCAUUAAAACAUUCCACAAGA
Messenger RNA from Hypanus sabinus (Atlantic stingray), 9940 nucleotides. It is a transcript of the gene stxbp5l, whose product is annotated as syntaxin binding protein 5L. Lineage: Eukaryota; Metazoa; Chordata; Chondrichthyes; Myliobatiformes; Dasyatidae. The record is from RefSeq and is a predicted model, not a curated record. Gene Ontology annotation, cellular component: SNARE complex; cytoplasm; plasma membrane. Gene Ontology annotation, molecular function: myosin II binding; syntaxin binding; GTPase activator activity. Gene Ontology annotation, biological process: regulation of protein secretion; regulation of exocytosis. The transcript is spliced from 28 exons. The coding region runs from base 993 to 4679 and encodes 1228 amino acids.